GACGAAGUCCAGAAGUCUGUCCCAAACAACUUCGUCGAGAUGGCUGAGCGUCUAAAUACCAUACGCAACCACUUGUGUCAAAGCAGAGUUCCUCUGCCGACGACACAGGAGGCUGCUGCCCUCUCUAUGCCCACUGACCACUUUGAGUACACGCUUGAGUCUCCAUUGCUCAGCAAGGAACAACGUGCACAUUACGAGAAAAAUGGAUUUUUGGUUAUCAAGGGAUUAGUGGGAAAAGAGGACCUGGAGAUGUACAGGGCCCAGUUUGAAAAGAUCUGCCGUAAUGAAGUCACCGUCCCGGGUAUCACUAUCAUGCGUGACAUCACUAUCGCCAAGACUGAGUAUGUUGCUGAUCAGAAGGCUAUCACUAAGGUUCAGGACUUCCAGAACGAUGACGUCCUUUUCAGUUACUGCAGCAAACCACAGGUUGUAGACUAUGUGGAGGCCUUUGUUGGUCCUAAUGUGAAAGCAAUGCACACCAUGCUUAUCAACAAACCACCAGAUCCAGGUAUGAAAUCUUCUCGUCACCCAAUGCACCAGGACCUGUAUUACUUUCCCUUCCGACCAGCCAAUAGAGUUGUGUGUGCCUGGACAGCCAUGGAGAAAGUUAACCGACAAAAUGGCUGUUUAGUAGUACUUCCUGGUACUCACAAAGGGAAGUUACUCCAGCAUGACUAUCCUGAAUGGGAGGGUGGCGUUAACAAAUAUUAUCAUGGUGUUCGUGACUUUGAUCCCAACACAGCCCGAGUUCACCUUGUGAUGGAACCAGGAGACACAGUGUUUUUCCAUCCUCUGUUGAUCCACGGAUCCGGCAUGAACAAGACAGAGGGAUUCAGAAAGGCCAUAUCCUGUCACUAUGCCAGUGGUGACUGCCAUUUUGUGGAUGUGAAAGGGACUGUUCAGCAGACUAUUGCAGAUGAAAUUGCAGAAAUGGCAAACAAGAAAUAUGGCAUUGCCAAGGAAGAUGUUGACUUUACGGCAAUUUGGAAAAUAAGAAGCAGAGAUAUUCGUGGUGACAAUUCAUCCUGGUGAACUGACAUUGAGUAAAUCCAAAUUUUCCAGCCUUAGUUCCAAGGAAGGCUGGUCUAGUUCAAAGUGCAGAAGAGUCUAAAUGCCAUCUAUGAUAGACAAUUGUGAAACUUUAUAUACAGAAACUAACUUUGUCUUUGAUUUCAUUGAUUAACUGUUGGUAAAUGAUAGAUCGAAACAAUUGAUGCAAACCUCCAAAGACAUAUGACUUUAUAAACAUUUCUAUAUACCAUUGUCUUUCAUGAUUUGUUUUGUUGAUUUAUGUGAUUAGUGUUUAUAAUGAUGAUGAAUUCUUGUGAUAAAAAUGAUUGAUAUAGUGUUCAUUGUCACUACCACCAUCCUGUUCAGAACUUAAGGACAUUGUCAGUGUAUCACAGGAUUUGACCACGAAUACUUCACAACAACAGUGUGGACAUUGUCAGUGUAUCACAGGAUUUGACCUCGAAUACUUCACAACAACAGUGUGGACAUUGUCAGUGUAUCACAGGAAUUGACCAUGAACACUCCAAACAAAUAGCUUGGAUGGUUUUAUUUUAAUUUUUAAAAUAAUAUCCUAUUUUCAAUGAAUUUUACUGAAAUUUUUAUUAUCAGAAACCUGCAAUUAAUAGUUAUUAUUACAUAUGUUGUGAUAGAUAAUCAUUUCUUGAUAUUACUGGCCUGUGGAAAUUAUUUAAUUGACAAAAUGGAUAAUCUCAUUCUUAAAUAGAUACAUUUGGAUAACUAUUCUUAGGGGAAAAUGAGUUUUUAUGUGUGUGCAUCAACAACCUCUACUAUGUGAUUGAUUCACAUGUCCUUGUCAUUCACGUUUGAUUAAUAUUUAUCAUUGGUGCGACAAUUCUGCUGAUUACCAAUAUUUCUUAGAACUUAGUAAAAGAGUAAUAUUUAUACAGCAGUAUUAUAACAAGAACAUAAACAGUGUAGUACAGCAGUGUACAGUCAUUAAACAUCUCUGUCCAUAUUUGUGUCACAUUAAUAUGACCAGAUGGAAUAUUAUAAAGUAUUAUUGUUAUUAUGUUGUUGGAUUGCUUUUGUUACAGUUUCCACCAGUUCCUAUUAAAAAGUGCUUAAAGAGUGAAAUGUGUUAUUGAUAUCAAGCUGUCCUACAACAGUACAAACGUUUAUGUAUAAGACACACUACUACAAGUGUUUUGUUGGGAGGAGAUAAACCUUAUGAGAUAUACCAAAGAUACAAAGGGUAGAUCAUGACAUGAACUUCCCACAGUUUUAUAGUAUUUGGGUGUCAACUUGCUUUUGUCUUUAUCCAUGUUGUAAGUCACUAUAUUUCAAGAAGAUGUGUAAUUUUAAGACUGAUCUGCAAAUCUUGAAAGCUUCUUUCUUUGUAUUUUAAACUGUUAAUUUAGUUAGAAUUGUUCCUCAAGAAAUCUUCGAUGGAUUUUCCGUAAAUUACAUUUUGUUUGUCCCUAACUAUGCUUCCUUAGUUUUGAGACUUAUCGCAAGAAUGAAAUGAUUUCCCUACUGCUGUAUUUGACAGCAACAUAUACUUCUGCCUUACAGCUAUAUUUGAUAAUAAAGUCUUGGUUUAUACA
Molecule: messenger RNA, 2576 nt
Organism: Ylistrum balloti
Lineage: Eukaryota; Metazoa; Mollusca; Bivalvia; Pectinida; Pectinidae
Product: phytanoyl-CoA dioxygenase, peroxisomal-like
Exons: 8
Coding region: 40-1032 (330 amino acids)
Biological process (GO): fatty acid alpha-oxidation
Molecular function (GO): phytanoyl-CoA dioxygenase activity
Source: RefSeq, a predicted model, not a curated record